GUCCCAGCUUCGUCUUGGCGCCGCCAAAAAGUUGACCACGGACUUGAUUGCCAUCCCAUCGCGCGACCUCAGAUCCCCAAGCCAACAUCGAACGAGUCGGCCAGCCCGGCUUUCCGCUCAUUUGACAAAUCAUGAUACUCCGGCGACCCACCCUCCGCGACCUCACAGCGGCCCUCUCCUCCACCACCUUCAAGACCUGCAUCCGCCCUCUCCACUACAAUAUCCCCAUCCGCCCGGUCCCCAAAGCCAUCCCCUUCAUCCCAGACCACAUCGCCUUCCUCACAGCCAUCGGCCGCGGCCUCUCCGCCCACGCCGCAAAGAUCCCCUCCUGGGACGCCCUCUUCACCCUGACCUCUCGCCAACUGAAGGAACUCGGCAUCGAGCCCGCGCGCAGUCGGAAAUACCUGCUCAGGUGGCGCGAACGGUACUGCAACGGCGAUUUCGGCAUCGGGGGCGAUUGCAAGUAUGUAAAGGAUGGAGUCGCGGAAUUGAAACUCGUCGAGGCGCCCGUCGCGCCGAACCCCUAUACUGGAAAGAUGUCGCCCCGUUCGGCGACGGCGACCGCAACGCAUGAUCCCGGAACGAGGAAGGUGGUUGUGAAUGUGCCCGCCGGGGCCGAGGAUCCUGUGGAGCCGCUGGAAGGGAUCGAGGGUGUCAAGGGUGUGGUGGUCAAGAGAGGUAACACGAUCAAGGGGUCAUACGUAAAGUUGGUGAAGGGGUCGCAGGGGCUUAGGGCGAGGAUACAGCUGCGGGAGGGCAUUUGGGAGCUAAAGAGGGGCCAGAGGGUGGAUGGUGGUGAGAGGAGGAAGAAGGAGGUUAGAGCGAAGAGGAGGGCGGCGGAGAAUAAGGCGAAAGCGAGAUAGAUGGAUUUCGGGAGAUAACAUGUAUCAUUAUGGCUGUUGUACCGC
Messenger RNA from Westerdykella ornata, 908 nucleotides. RefSeq lists its product as uncharacterized. The coding region runs from base 132 to 863 and encodes 243 amino acids. The transcript is spliced from 2 exons. Lineage: Eukaryota; Fungi; Ascomycota; Dothideomycetes; Pleosporales; Sporormiaceae. Gene Ontology annotation, cellular component: mitochondrion. The record is from RefSeq and is a predicted model, not a curated record.